AAGAGCUAGAAAAAAUUUAUACAACGAAUUUGAGAGAUUUGCCAGAUUUGGAACUGGAACUGUUGAGCUUCAUUAGCACAUUCACAAAAACAUCAACACACAAAAUUUGUGAAGAACUUAACCGUCCUUAUAUUAAUCUUAAAAAGAAGUACGAUUCAAGCAUUCAUUAUGCAUAUAAUUAUAUUAAGGCUACUAUAGACGAUUGGUUUAUUGAAAAGUCUCCUAAUCCAUUGAUGAUAGUUUGGUCAAAAG
Molecule: messenger RNA, 252 nt
Organism: Funneliformis caledonium
Lineage: Eukaryota; Fungi; Glomeromycota; Glomeromycetes; Glomerales; Glomeraceae
Source: the annotation of a GenBank genome assembly